AUGCAAACUCAAGCAGAAGUCUCUGUGGUUCCUGGAAAUGGAAUCCAGCUUGGGACAGGGAUGGGAAGGGAUUUGACUUGUCCUUUUGGCGUCUUCCCAGCCUGCGAAGCCCAGGCCUCUUGGAGGCACGCAGCGGAGGUUCCAGGUACACGCGCCCUUGGCCAGGAGGUUGCCAUGCCCCACAUUCCCGAGGACGAGGAGCCCCCUGGAGAGCCACAGGCAUCCCAGAGCCCCACCAGCCAAGACCCUCCCUCCUCUGCAGAAAUAUUCCACAGCCCGCCCAUAAUCGUCCUGACCGGGGAUGCCAGUUCACCAGGAGAGGCCGACAGUUCCCUGGCCAACAGAGCUCACAGUCCCCACAGGAGGCUCUCUCACCGACACCUGAAGGUCUCCACCACGCCCCUGACAUCUGUGGACUCUGCGGGGCACGUCAUUGACCUGGUAAAUGACCGGUUGCCGGACAUCAGCAUCUCAGAGGAGGACAAGAAGAAAAACCUGGCUCUGUUGGAAGAAGCCAAGUCGGUGAGUGAGCGAUUCCUGACCCGACGCGGGAGGAAGUCCAGGAGCAGCCCUGGAGACUCCCCAUCAGCUGUCCCCCUGAGCCUCAGACCCGGAGCCUCUCCUGUGUCCUCCAGGAGCAGCUCACUGGCAGUCCCCACCCCACCAGGUCUGGAUGUGUGCAGUGGCCCACAGUCCCCUCUGCCAGGAUCACCACCACAGCAGAAGGGGGAUGAGGCGGACAUCUCCUCACCUCACCUCAGCGAGCCUAAUGUCCCCAAAGGGCUAGCUGACCGGAAGCAGAAUGACCAAAGGAAGGUGUCUCAGGGCAGGCUGGCUGUUCGCUGUCCCACUGUUGAGAAGUCCAAAGAGCGUGCAAUAGAACAAAAGGAAAACUUCGAUCCCCUCCAGCACCCUGAGACCACACCCAAGGGCCCAGUUUCUGGCACAAAUAUCAUUGGGAAAAUGGCCUUGAACAGCCCCCCACCUGUCUCGGCUGAGAGUGAGCUGGGAAGGCAGCUCCCAAAGACGGCCAGGGAAGGCAACCCUCUGCUGAGAAAUCCAGCCCUGGGAUUGGGAGGAGUGGCCUCACCAGGCUCCCAGGGAAAAGGCUCUACUGGAGAUGCCCCAGCAUCCAAGGUUGGCCCCAAAGUCGAACUGAAGUCCCCUGUGUCCCGGCCGCCCUUGAUGCGGGGAGUCUCUUGGGACAGUGGCCCUGAAGAGCCGGGUCCCCGGUUACAGAAAGUGCUUGCUAAGCUGCCAGUGGCAGAGGAGGAGAAGCGCUUCCCAGGCAAAGCCAGUGGCAAGCUGGCCAAGGUGCCAGGGCUUAAAGACUUCCAGAUUCAAGUGCAGCCUGUGCGGAUGCAAAAACUGACCAAGCUCCGUGAGGAGCACAUCCUAAUGAGAAACCAGAACCUUGUGGGCCUGAAGCUUCCUGAACUGAGUGAAGCAGCAGAGCAGGAGAAAGGGGUCCCUUCUGAACACUCCCCAGCUACCGAUGAAGAAGAGUCGAAGAGUGGCCUGGAUGUCAUGCCCAAUAUUUCUGAUGUGCUGCUGCGCAAACUGCGAGUCCACAAGUCUCUCCCAGGAAGUGCACCUCCACUCACUGAAAAGGAAGUUGAGAACGUGUUUGUACAACUGUCCUUGGCCUUUAGAAACGACAGCUAUACCCUGGAAUCUAGAAUUAACCAGGCUGAAAGAGAACGCAACCUGACCGAGGAGGACACAGAGAAGGAACUGGAAAACUUCAAAGCUUCUCUUACGUCUUCAGCAUCACUCUGGAACCACUGUGAGCACCGUGAGACCUACCAGAAGCUGCUGGAGGACAUUGCGGUCCUGCAUCGCCUGGCUGCCCGCCUCUCCAGCCGUGCUGAAGUGGUUGGGGCCAUCCGCCAGGAAAAGCGCAUGUCAAAAGCGACAGAAGUGAUGAUGCAGUAUGUGGAGAAUCUGAAGAGGACAUAUGAGAAGGAUCAUGCAGAGCUCAUGGAGUUUAAGAAACUUGCAAAUCAGAAUUCAAGCCGCAGCUGUGGCCCCUCUGAAGAUGGGGUGCCUCGCACGGCACGGUCCAUGUCCCUCACGAUGGGAAAGAACAUGCCCCGACGGAGAGUCAGCGUUGCUGUGGUUCCCAAGUUUAAUGCCCUGAACCUACCUGGCCAGUCUCCCAGCUCAUCACCCAUCCCUUCCCUACCAGUUCUGUCAGAAUCGCCCAACGGGAAAGGCAACCUCUCCGUCACCCCAGCACUGCCCGCACUUUUGGAAAAUGGAAAGACAAGUGGGGAGCCAGACUGUGAAGGUCCUGCUCUCGUGAGGCCUCCAGGCUCUCUGGAGGUCAGCCAAGAGACCAAGGCCAGGAUGGAGGAAGAAGCCUACAACAAGGGAUAUCAGAAAGGUUUAAAAGAGACCAAAGAACUUCAAGACUUGAAGGAGGAGGAGGAAGAACAGAAGAAUGAAAGUCCUGAGGAACCUGAAGAGGUAGAAGAAACUGAGGAUGAGGAAAAGGACCAGAGAAGCAGCAAACUUGAACAAUUGGUCCAUUUCUUACAAGUCAUGUAUCCCAAACUCUGUCAGCACUGGCAAGUGAUCUGGAUGAUGGCUGCAGUGAUGCUGAUCUUGACUAUCGUGCUGGGGCUCUAUAUUUCCUAUAACUCUUGUGGGGAGCAGGCGGAUGGGCCCCUUGGAAGAUCCACUUGCUCUGCAACCCAGAGGGACUCCUGGUGGAGCUCAGGACUCCAGCAUGAGCAGCCUACAGAGCAAUAGGAAACCUCGUCAAAGAUUCCUAGUCAAUGCCAUGCUCUGGGAUAUCCAGUCCCCAAAUAUAAUGAAUGUGUCAGGCCCAGGUGUGAACAUGCUGCCACCACCACCACCCCAUCAUGGAAAGGAGAGGGAUUCUCUUCAUACUUGGCACCUCUGGGGAGCUAUUCAUACACCGUAACAUGAUAUUCUUGGAGGAUCAACAAAACUGCCCUGCGCAAGCCUCCUGUGGACAAAGAAAUGACCUACGCCAAGCUCUACCCAAGGGGAUGGUCUCUUGUCCCUAGCUCAGCUGGCUGGAGAGAACUGAAACACCUUUAUGGAGAGGACAGGAAGAAGCUCAUUCUUCCCCUUUUCCUUUCUGCAGUUGGUUGUCGAAGGGAUUGUGCUUAAUAGCUAGUACUGACCCUAAGGAUCAGACCUGGAAUUUGGAGUCUCAACAUGAAUAUCUUCCCACUUCCUGUCUCAUUUUCCAUGACUAUCCUUCAGCCUCCUCUUCUCCUCACUUUGGGAAUUGGUUUCUUUUUUUUUUUGAGUAGAAAAGAUUUCUCAGACAAAUGUAUAGAUCAGUGCUUGAAAUGAAAUGGGAAAUGUGAAUUAAUAUAUACGAAUGUGUACACAUGCAGACAAGACAGACAUACUACACCUGUGCACAUGUAGAGAACACUCCUCUGAAUGUGUGCUCUGGGUAUGUGCUGUGGGUAAGUAAGAUGCGUGUCAAGCCUACUCAAAGA
Molecule: messenger RNA, 3482 nt
Organism: Fukomys damarensis (Damara mole-rat)
Lineage: Eukaryota; Metazoa; Chordata; Mammalia; Rodentia; Bathyergidae
Gene: Irag1
Product: inositol 1,4,5-triphosphate receptor associated 1
Source: RefSeq, a predicted model, not a curated record